Argiope bruennichi is the source of this 7910-nucleotide messenger RNA. RefSeq names its product triple functional domain protein-like (gene trio). The coding region runs from base 538 to 7296 and encodes 2252 amino acids. Lineage: Eukaryota; Metazoa; Arthropoda; Arachnida; Araneae; Araneidae. Gene Ontology annotation, molecular function: guanyl-nucleotide exchange factor activity; protein binding. Gene Ontology annotation, cellular component: cytoplasm. The transcript is spliced from 51 exons. The record is from RefSeq and is a predicted model, not a curated record. Gene Ontology annotation, biological process: axon guidance.
ACUUAUAAAAUAUGUCAGAGGAGAAAGAUAGCAUUUAGAAUAUAUUUCGAUCAAAUAUUCAUGAAAAUAUGAUAAUUUUUUUCAUUUUUAAAAGAAUUUUAAAAUAAUUUUCAAGUAUUUUGAGUGUUUUCUUGAGUUUAAUAUUUUUAAUGAUGCAGAAGGUCAAUGUCCCUGUUCUCCAGAUUCUAUGUUUAGUUUCUGUGUGACAAUCAUUGUUUUUCACAUAAGAUUUCAAAGCUCUGCCUUGCCUUCUGCCAAAGAGCUGGUGUUGCAUGACGGUCCAUCGCCGUAGUUUGUUAUUGAAAUGGUUUGCUAUGUUUGAUAGCUGGACUUUAAAUUUUAUCCCCGAAAUUUGAUGAAAUCCUUAUAUUGAUUAUUAUUCUUAUUUCUCAAGAAUAAAAAAAUGGUCUCCUUAUUUUUCUAUGGAGAAAGCAGUCAUCGAUCACUGAGAACCUUGGGAAAUUUUUUAACAAAAUCUGUUAAAUGUAACAUUUCUCGAUUUUUGGAAUUUUAAAAACUGAAUGUAAUCGUGUUUAUAUGAUGUCUUCUGAAAAUGAAUGUGCAUAUUAUAAAAGUGGAGUCCAUCAACCACAAGAUAUCCGAGCUGUUGAUAUUCUUCCAUUAUUGCAAGAGAAGAUUGCAAUUGUUUCAGGCGGCAAAGAUCGUAGAGGUUGUCCCAUCCUUACGUUUCCUGCUCGCACAAGACCUGAAAGGCUAAGAUCUGAAGAAUUGAAAAAGCUUUUGCUAUACUUAUCCACAACACCAUGUGAAGAAGCAGCUGAAAUGGGAUUUUCUGUGGUUAUUGAUAUGAGAGGAACAACAUGGAAUACAGUUAAACCAAUUUUAAAAGUUUUACAGGAAGCUUUCCCCAUCAAAAUUCAUACUGCUUAUAUUAUAAAGCCAGAAAAUUUUUGGCAGAAACAACGCACAAGUUUGGGUAGCGCAAAGUAUAAAUUUGAAACUAGUAUGAUAUCUGUUGAAACCUUGUCUAAAUAUAUUGACCCAUCUCAACUAACUAGCGAUUUAGAUGGAACUUUGCCCUAUGAUCAUAAUUUAUGGAUUGAACUGAGAAUGUCAUUAGAAAGUUUUACUUGGAAAGCUACUGAUUUACUUAAUAGAAUGGAAACUGUGAAAGAUGAUUUGACUCGUAAUGACUUUGCAGAUGAUGUUUCAACUUCCAAAUCCAUGAUAGAUGCUCAUUCUUCUCUCAAAAAAAGAAUUAUUCAAGUACCUGUUGAAGACAUUGACUUAGAAGGGCAACAAGUUCUUCAUAAGUUAAGUUUUGCAACAGGUGGUAGUAGUGGAGGCUCGUGUGAUUCAGGCUAUUCUAGCAGAGAUAGUGGUCCUGCAGGAAUGGCUGGAAAUGUUGAUUUUCAAAAUGCAGUUCCUCAAGUUGUCCAAUUAUUAGAAAAUAUUCAUGUUACUAGGCAACAUCUCUUACAGUUGUGGCACAUACGAAAAGUCAAACUUGACCAAUGUCUUCAACUUCGUUUGUAUGAACAGGAUGCUCAAAAAAUGUUUGACUGGAUUUAUCAUAACAGAGAUUUGUUUCUUGUGAGUUAUGUUGAUAUUGGACUUACAUAUCAGGAAGCUAAAGAUCUUCAAGAAGAACAUACUCAUUUUACUAGAUCAUCAAUGAAUGUAUAUGUAAAUAUAAAUCGCAUACUCUCAGUUGCUUCAAGACUUAUUGAAGGUGGUCAUUAUUCAGCUGCUACAAUACAACAAAUAGCAGCUCGACUAGAUCGAGCUUGGAAGGAAUUUGCUGCAGGUUUAGAUGAAAGAACAACUGUUCUUACAUUAUCUGUUUUAUUUCAUCAAAAAGCCGAGCAGUACAUGAAUAGUGUGUCCCUGUGGAGUAAAGCUUGCGAGCAAACAAUAGUUCCAAGAGAAGUCACUCAUUUGGAAGAUGUCAUCCAUCAGCAUCAGACAUUGUAUGAAAACAUGUGCCAAGCAUAUACUGAAGUUCAUAGCACCAGUAAAAAACUUUUGUAUCAACUAGAUCAUCUUGUCCAAGUUUGUCACCAGCCUAGAGUAGACAUGUCUUCACGAAAACAUUCUCAUGGGGAAAGCAAAAAUUUGUCUGAAAUGUUAAAUCAUAUUGGAAAUAAUCAUCACUGUAAUCCAGCUGCCGAUUACUCUGAAGGUGCCAAACAUGUUCUGUCUGUUAUUCAUGAUAUCCUAAAUCAUCAUCGAGCUCUUGAAACCCAGUGGCAUACCAAAAAAGUGAAAUUACAUCAACGAUUAGCUCUUGGCUUAUUUCAAGAGGAUGUGCGCCAGGUCUUAGAUUGGUUGGAAAAUCAUGGUGAAGUAUUUUUAAGAAAAAAUACUGGAGUUGGUAGAAACCUGCAACGUGCAAAAGUUCUUCAGAAAAGUCAUGAACAUUUUGAAACUGUGGCUCAGAAUACUUACACAAAUGCUGAAAAAUUGCUUGCUGCUGCUGAAGAAUUAGCUCAGACUGGUGAAUGCAAUGCUGAAGAAAUUUACAGUGUAGCACAAGAAUUAGAAGGUCAUAUUACCAGCUUCGCUGCUCGGGUUGACCAACGGAGAAAUCUCUUAGAUUUAGCUGUCAUGUUUUUCACUCAUGAAAAUGAACUAACUAGUUGGUUUGAAGAACUCCGACAGGAAUUGCAAAGUGAUGAAGUUGCUGAAAAUGUUGAAGGAGCUGAGCAGUUACUUGAGCAGUUCAAUCAACAAAGAGAUUCAACUAUUGAUGCUGCAAUGAAUACAGUUUCAGAGGGUGAAGCUCUUUUAGAAGAGUUACAAAAUUCUGGUUUAGAACCUGAUUCAGAUUCUAGUACAUCAUAUGCAGCAAUUGAAGGAUUGUUGGAAUCACUUAGUAGAAGCAGAGAAGACCUUGAAGAAUUGUGGGCAAAUAGAAAGUUGAAACUUGAUCUUUGUCUGCAGUUACGGCUGUUUGAAAGAGAUGCAUUAGAGAUUUCCUCACAAUUAGAACUGUGGUCUGAAGAGUUACAGAAUGCUGAGAUUGCUCGGGAUAUGAGUGAAGCUGAACAUUCUUUACAUAUUCACAACGAAAAUGUCAGUAACAUGCAGCAAACUGCUUUAGAUGUAAUCCAAAGAGGUCAGGAACUCUACCAACUCUUUGAAUCAUCCGGAAUUCAAUUAAUGGCUGAUGAUCAGUAUGAUGGGCAAGCAAGGGUGCAAGUUUUGCUGGACUUUCUUCAGGAACGUCAUUUAGAUUUAGAAGAUGUUGCUGAAAUGAAACGUGUGAAGCUAGAACAGAGUAUUCAACUGUGCCAACUAGAAAACGAUGCUAGUCAGGUUAUGAGUUGGAUUGGAAAUGGAGAAGCUAUGCUUGUUGCAUCAUUUAUGAUCCCUACUUCUUUGCAAGAUGCUGAACAGCUUAAAACAGAGCACCAACAGUUUCAAAUAGCAAUUGAAAAAACUCAUUCAAGUGCAGUUAUGGUACAACAAAGAGCUGAAGCUCUUAUUCAAGCUAAUCAUUUUGAUCCUGCAAGUGUCCGAGCGAUCUGUGAUGAAGUAAAUGCCAAUUGGCAUCAGCUAAUGACCCAUGCUGAAGAUAGACACAAACUUUGCAUGGCUUCAAUGAAUUUCUACAAAACUGCUACUCAAGUAUGUUCAGUACUUGAUAGCUUAGAAAGAGAAUAUCGUCGAGAUGAAGAUUGGUGUGGCAGCAGUAAUGAAACCAAUGAUAAGAAAGAUAAUCAAGACAAAGUGGCUCUGGUUUCACAGCUUUUGACUAAACAUCAAGAGCAAAAGGAAGCUUUUCUAAAAGCCUGCACCCUUGCUCGUCGUACUGCAGAAACAUUUCUGAAGUACUGUUCACGCUGUUCACAAUAUUACAGCUCUCAGAUCGAGAUUAACAAUAAAACCUCUGAAACCAAAGUGAAAAGUAUCCUUGAGCAACUGUUGAACCAAGAAAAUAAAGUAUUAGAGUGCUGGACUGCUCGAAAAAAGAGAUUAGAUCAAUGCCAGCAAUUUGUACUCUUUGAAAACAGUGCUAAGCAGGCUCUUGAAUGGAUUCGGGAAACAGGAGAAGAUUAUUUAGAUAAUCGAAGAACAUUAGGUGAUAAUGUUGAAGAAACUAAGGCCCUGUUGAAGGAGUAUAAUGAAUUCAAAGGAAAUGCUAAAGAAACCAGAGAAAAGGUCCGUUUGCUUUUACAACUUGCAGAUAGCUUAGUGGAGCGAGGUCAUGCUCAUGCAUCUGCUAUAAAGCAAUGGGUUGCCUCAGUCGAUCAAAGUUAUAAAGAUUUCAGUGAGCGCAUGGAUCAUUAUCGGCAGAAACUUGAAGAAAAACUUGGUUUGCAAUCUGAUCGGGAUACAAAAGAUCUAUCAUUGGAUCGCCACAGUGAUCCUUCUUUAGAGGAUAAAGUUAAAGAAGCUGCAGCAAAAGAACUAAAUGAAGAAAAACGAAAAUCUGCUCGUCGUAAAGAAUUUAUUAUGGCAGAAUUAUUGCAAACAGAAAGAACUUAUGUUAAAGAUCUGGAAACUUGCAUAAAAACAUAUAUGACAGAAAUGGAGAAAUCUGAUGAUGCUAUUCCUCCUGGAUUGCAGAAGAAAAGUUCAACAUUGUUUGGCAAUAUGGUCGAAAUAUUUCAGUUUCAUGAUCAAAUAUUUUUAAAAGAAUUAGAAAAAUAUGAAACUAUGCCUGAAGAUGUUGGACAUUGCUUUGUGACAUGGGCCCAAAAAUUUGAAGUAUAUGUAAAAUAUUGUAAAAAUAAGCCAGAGUCUAAUUUACUUUUGGUUCAUCAUGCUGGAAAUUACUUUGAAGAUGUACAGAGAAAGCAUAAUAUUCCACAUCCAAUAGCUGCUUAUUUGAUUAAACCAGUGCAAAGAAUUACGAAAUAUCAGCUACUGUUGAAAGAUUUAUUAUCCUGUUGUGAAGAAGAUCAAGGAGAAAUUAAAGAUGGCCUGGAUGUUAUGCUAAAUGUACCCAAAAAGGCUAAUGAUGCCAUGCAUCUUAGCAUGUUGGAAGGAUGUGAUGUAUCCCUUGAUCAGUUGGGUGAAGUUAUUCUUCAAGACUCUUUUCAUGUCUUUGAGCCUAAGUCAUUAAUUAGGAAAGGACGAGAAAGGCACAUUUUUCUGUUUGAACUGUAUUUGUUAUUUAGUAAAGAAGUUAAAGAUUCUAAUGGAAAAGCAAAAUAUAUUUAUAAGACAAAACUUCUAACGUCUGAAAUAGGUAUUACUGAGCAUGUUGAAGGUGAUGAAUGUAAAUUUGCUGUUUGGACGGGUAGAGCACCUCUUGCAGAAAACAAAAUAAUCUUAAAAGCUACUUCUUUAGAAAACAAGCAAUCCUGGGUCAAGAAGUUGCGAGAAGUUAUUCAAGAAACGUACUUUAGUAGUGCUCUUUCCACUCUUAAUUUAUCUAAAUGCCACACUAAGAUCUCUAAAUCAGUCAGUAAUCGAUCCAGCAGAGACAUGGAGGAUUCAUCAAUGGAUGAAGGUAGUAUUGAAAAUCAAGAACGGGGAUCCUUGGCUUCCUUUGGAUCUGGUAAUACUACUGAUAGUGAAAAGGGUGGUGAAAUAAUGAAUGUAAUUGAAGAUCACAGAGCUCUACCUGGUUCCUUAGAGUUAACUGUUCAUGCUGGUCAGCAGGUUGAAGUAUUAGAGUCAAGCAAUGAUUGGUAUCUAGUCCGACAUGUACAAAAAGAUGAAUCUAAUAUAGCAAAUCAGGAAGGCCUGAUUCCUUCCUCGUGUACAAAACCUCCUUUGAAACAGUCAUUGCCUAAAACAAAUAUUGAGAAUGAAGAACCACAUGUAAAUACUACAGAUAUAAGCCCAAGUGGUUCUAAUGCAUUCCCUUUGACAAAUAUUUCAACUCUGCCUGCAUCAAAACGAAGAGGAGCUUUUAGAAAAUGGUUAUCAAAUCCAGUUCGUAAACUAAGUCAUAGUCGUGUUGAAAGGUCGGGUAGUGAAAGUUCUAAGUCAGUUUCUAGUAAAAAAUCAUCACAACAGCCCCAACCAAAGACCGUAUUGAAAAGUGAAGGUCACAAGAAAGUUUUACUUAAUUCUACCAGAAAUGGCAUUUUGCAGAAUGAAUCUAACAAGAAAGUCAUGUCAGUCGAAGAAGAUGAAGUGUUAGAUGUUGAACUACCACCCCCUAUGAAAAUUCAAGAACAUAGUUUUACACCUGUUCAUCAGAAUCUAGCUGGUGGCAAUUCUGAAAAGCCUAUAACCUUACCGUCUGCUGAUGGAAGUAGCUCUACUGAUUUGGCUUCUGAAAUAGAACAAAUAGUAAAGGAGCGUAUGGAACAUCAUACUGAACUUGUAGCAGAUGAGUUAAAUAAAAAGCAUGCUGUUAGUGCUAAAGAAAAAGAGAAGGUUUUACAAAAUCGCAAAUGUGUGAUACAAGAAUUUAUUGAAACUGAAAAAAAUUAUGUGAAUGACUUAGAAUCAAUAGUUGAGGGUUAUAUCAAAAAUAUGAAAGGUGAAGUUCCUGUUCCUCAAGAAUUGGCUGGAGAUAAAGGAAAAGUUGUUUUUGGAAAUAUUGAAUCAAUUUUUGAAUGGCACAGAGACACAUUUUUUCCUGAACUGCAAAGUACACUGGAAAAUCCUCGGAGCAUUGGUCUUUUGUUCAGGCGAUCAGAACGAAAAUUACACAUGUACAUUGUAUAUUGCCAAAAUAAACCCAAGUCUGAAGAACUUGUAGCGCAGUUUUUUAAUUCAUAUUUUGAGGAAGUGAGAAGGAAAUAUAAUCUUGAACGACAACUUCACGAAUUGUUAACUAGGCCUGUUCAGAGAAUACUGGAAUAUAAACUUCUGUUGAAGGAUAUUUUGAAGUAUACUCAGCAGGCAGACAUAGAAGAAGAAGUUCAACAACUUGAAAAGGCCGUCCAUAUUAUGCAUCUCAUUUACAAAACUUCCAAUGAUAUUUUGAAUCUGAAUCGAAUGCAGGGAUUUCAAGCUAAUUUAGCUAAUCAUGGACAGAUUCUCCUUCAAGGCCAGUUAAAAGUUGGAGAGCAUGCAACCACACUCAAGGAUCAACAAGUGUUCCUCUUUGAACAAAUGAUAGUUUUUAGUGAUAUUAUUGCACCUAAAAGUCAGCAUUCUAGUCCUGUGUAUAUGUUUAAAAAUUCUCUACCGGUGGAUAAAUUAGAACUUGAUGAUGCAAAAAAUUCUAAUAAAUUUGCUCUGAAAUCAAAAGAUUCAACCAAAGAAAUCUUAAUUCUGCAAGGCCAUAGUAUAGAAAUAGCACAAGAAUGGAGAGACAGAAUAAAUUAUGCCAUUAAUUCACAAAUUGAAUAUAUGAAGGGAGUGCAGUCACCUUCACCAUAUUCAUCAGAAGGAAAUUCUGGCAGCUCCCAAGGUAACUGCUGACCCAGGCCCUCUAAUCCCCUUGACUCCUAAGUCUCUGUGUAUGUAAUACUUGCUUAAUGCUACAGCUUAUUCCUUUCAGUGUUAUCACCAAAGUACUUAAAUACGGUGCCUGCAAAGAACUCAACCAGAUUGUGAUCUUACUUUCAGGAUCAGGGCCUAACUAUGCAAUUAAAAACUGUGAACAUUCUACUCUAUGUGCUACUAUUGUGAUUGCACCCAAACAUGUGUGGAUCUCAUCUUCAUCAUCACUUUUUAUUACAACAUUGUGAUUAAUUGUGCAGCUUUUGACUCACAUUUCAUAUUAACAGAUUCUUUUUUAAAUGUGUUCUACUGUUUGUUCCAUUUUUACAUUGCAAAACAUCAACUGGAAAUGCUAUGUAAAUAUGUAUAUAUAUAUGAAUCUUUUUUUUUUAUUUAAUUUGACAUUUUGCCUGUUACUGCUUCAUAAAGUGCAAUAUUACCUAAAAGGUAUGUAGUCACUUUCCUAGGAAAAGUAUCCCCCCUGUAUAACUCAUACGUCAUGAAUUUUCAAACAAAAAUUGCCUUUGGAUAUUUGUAUACUUGUUACAUAUUAGUCUUGAUUUUUUUAUAGUUAAUAAAAAUAUGAGAUAAGA